Messenger RNA from Lingula anatina, 1523 nucleotides. RefSeq lists its product as uncharacterized. NCBI's taxonomy places the organism in Eukaryota, Metazoa, Brachiopoda, Lingulata, Lingulida, Lingulidae. The record is from RefSeq and is a predicted model, not a curated record.
AUGGGGGACUUAACCCUGGAAUGCGGGACUCAAGAUCAAAGAUCUAAGAGGGAGAUUAUUAAAGAAAAAAGAAAGGCACAGUUACAGGCCAGACUUGCAAAGGUCAGACAAAGAAAGGGAAUAAAAGAGGAAGAAAAAGAGACAGAUGUUGAAGUAAAAGAGAAGGAAGACAUGAUUGGUCCAGGUGUCACUGAGAAAUUGAUAGAGGCAAGAACUAUUUCAGAGAGAGAGAUUGAGGAUAAAAAACGUGCCACAGCUCCUGUUAGAGAAUGGGAUAAAGAAAAGAAAAGUGUUGAGGCUAGUUGGAAUUCAUGCAGUGAUGCUGAAAGAGUGGCAGAAUUUGCACCUCCAGACAACUACUUUGACACUGCUGUUCCAAAGAAAAGGGCACGAUCUGAUCCUCGAGAUGAAAGAUUAGAAGAAUUUGCUCCUCCUCCGUCUUAUUACCAACAGUCGUCAGAAAAAAGUUGGAAAAAUACUCUUAAAAGUAAUAAUAAACUGAAGACUCCAAAUUCUGAAGAACUUAAGAUUAAUACAACAAAAAUGUGUGCAAAUGAGGCCAACCUAAGUAAACCUUCCAGCAGUAAAAACAGCGGAGAAAUGCCAUUUAAAAAGAAAUUGGUUAGGGAAAUUACUAGCGAAGCUGUCAGAGAUUUGUCUCACAUACCUUUACCUCCAACACGAGUAAAAACAAAGGAGUCAGUUGCAGAAUCCAAAGUAGAAUGUCCAAUGCCACCUACACAGGCAACUCCAUUAUUGAACCCAAUUUCACAACAAGAGCAAUUACCUAAUCCUUUUGUAAGUCAGCAAUUGCAGCCUUCACAGGUACAUGCAAACAUUUCACCCUUUGGACAAUAUCCAGUGAUUAACUCCUAUACAGGUUCUACUUUUGGAACAAAUAAUGGCAUGUCAGCCCAUUCAAGGCAAAAUUGCACUGUUUCUGAACAUUCAAGUCAUCAGACUCGAUAUGGGGUUGUGUCUUACAUGGAAAACGCCAAUAAACAAAUGCCUACAUAUUUGCACGAAACCUCCAAAGUUCCUUCUCAAGUAAGUCACAUGAGUGAAGAGGACUAUAAGAGACUUGUGAGAAACUUGCCCAGCUCUCUUCCUGCUCCUCCAACCCAAGAUCAACCUCUUCCAGUGUACCCGAGCCAAGCAGAUCCUUACAGUUGGGAUCGAUAUGAAGCGCCUGCUGCAAAACCUAUUAGUGUUGGUAUGAAAAAAGCUGUUGAUAGGACAUCAAGUGCAUUCUCAGUGACACUCACAGAAAUGCCUUUAGCAGGAGAUUCGGAAUGCACAAGAGAAGAUUCUGGUCAAGAGAAGACAAAUAAGAGAAACACAGUUUCUAAAACAAAGUGGAAACAUGGUGCUGCUGCUGAAAAUGCACGGCAGUCAUCUGAAUCAGUUAUUGGAGAAACUCUCAAAUACUUCAGACAGCUGACAGAAAAAAGGUCAAAUGACAAAAAUUGACUCUUUUCAGGAACUUAUCUACCUAAAAAGAAAAUGUACUGUUUAAGGAAUGC